AUGACCAAACCCAACACACCCUUCAUACGACCAUGCCAGCAAUCUUACCGAUCCCUACGAGACCAGAGAUUGAAGACGGUCGCAGCCAUAUAUGCUACUCCAACCCACAUAGCGAUCAAGUUGGAUUUCAAUCGCUUCCAGUCUGAUCCCAAGCACCCACCGGCAGGGGAUCCCAAGCCUUUCAAUAGUUUCGACCAUCAUACCUUCGAUUUUAAACCACCUUCAUCAGCCAACCGGUAUAAUUCUCCCUGGUCGCCUGGAUCUCUAUUUAGCUCUCCCUCGGGCAAGGUCAAGAGCUCUUUCAGAUGGAUCCCCAAUCUUAUACAAUGGCUCCGUAAAACUGUAGGAAUAGAUUCAUUGCCUGUACAUCAACCUUUGAUCUAUCAAGUCUACUGUGAUAGCUAUAUAAGUACCGGACAUCUUUGGGAUGUAUAUCGAGGAACCAUCACAAGCACCGAAACGGAUCCAAACCAAGAGGUCAAAGUGGUAUCGCGAAAAGUCGUGAUAAAACUUACGAAUCCUAAUGAAUUUCCAUUGACCAGUCCCUCAACGUUACCUUGGAACCCUUAUGGUUGGACCGCCUAUAAACACACCACAGGUUCAGCCCAGAAAGCCGUUCUGAACGAAGAUCAUAUAUACCGUCAUGUACUGGUAUCUGAGCAAGGAUCAGGCGUACCAUUGUAUUUCGGUAGUUUCGCUUGGUUCCCUGUCGGUCGUGCUAGGAACUCACCUCAAGUGAUCAUGCAAAUAUUAGAGGAUGUGGGUGAGCUGUUAUAUCCUGAUAAAUUACGAAUCUCACUGGAACCUGCCUUUAUCCGGCAAAAGAUUUACGAUCUGUACUAA
This is a messenger RNA of Kwoniella botswanensis, 843 nucleotides long. RefSeq lists its product as uncharacterized. The transcript is spliced from 3 exons. Bases 1 to 843 code for a protein of 280 amino acids. Lineage: Eukaryota; Fungi; Basidiomycota; Tremellomycetes; Tremellales; Cryptococcaceae. The record is from RefSeq and is a predicted model, not a curated record.